AUGGAAAAAGAAGAAUCAACAAAUAAAAAUAAUGAAAAUAUACAAAGUGAAAAUGAGAUAAAUAAAAUUGAUAAUAAAAGUAAUACAGAAAAUCCAACAAUAAAAUGUAUAUUUAAAAAACCAAACAAACAAAGAAAUAUAAGGAAAAGGUCAGAUGAUUUAAUAUUAAACACAUCAAAUAAUGCGGAUGAAGAAGAUGAAGAUGGCAAUGAAGAAAAAGAUAAAAAGAAAUUAAAAUCAAAAAUAAACCAAUAUACAACAAAACAAGAUAAAAAGAAUGAAUUCUCAUAUGAUUCAUCAGGCAAUGCAGGUUCGUCAAUUAAUUCAGCAGAAUUAUCAUCAACACAAUAUAUGAAUGAAGAGGAAGAAUUUAAAAAAGAAGUUGUAUUAUCAUCAUCUAGAAAUAAUAAUAAUAAUAAUAAUAAUAAUAAUAAUAAUAAUAAUGAUAACAUAAGUAAUAGUGAAGGUAGUGGUGGUAGUGAUAAUAAUGAUGAUGGAAUUUAUAGAGGUAUGAAAUCAUACUCUACAUUUGUUGAAAAGAAAUCAGAUUUAACUUAUAAAGGUGGUGGUGUUAAAGCAGGACCAAUGAAAACAUCAACUACCUUUAAACUAUCGAAUAGAAUUGAUCAUCAACCUGAUGUAUGUAAAGAUUAUAAACAAACUGGUCAAUGUACAUUUGGUGAUGCUUGUAAAUUUUUACAUGAUCGUAGUGAUUAUAAAUCUGGUUGGCAAAUUGAUAAAGAAUAUGAAGAAGAACAAAAACAAAAAAGAUUAAAUAAUAUUAAUGGUAUAAAAAAUAAUAAUAAUGAUAAUAAAAACAAUGACGAUGACAAAGAACAACAACAAUUCCCAUUCGCAUGUUUUAUAUGUAAAAAACAAUAUGUUGAUCCUGUUCAAACAAAAUGUAAACAUUUCUUUUGUGAAGAUUGCGCAUUAACUCAUAAUAGAAAAAAUAAAAAAUGCGCAUUAUGUGGCGAACCCACUUUAGGAACAUUCAUAACACCACCAAAGAAGAUUUUAGAUCAAUUAAUGGAAAUUUCCAAAUCACAUUUUAAAAAUCAAUCAUAA
Messenger RNA from Dictyostelium discoideum AX4, 1068 nucleotides. It is a transcript of the gene rnf113, whose product is annotated as RING zinc finger-containing protein. The transcript is spliced from 2 exons. Lineage: Eukaryota; Evosea; Eumycetozoa; Dictyosteliales; Dictyosteliaceae. The coding region runs from base 1 to 1068 and encodes 355 amino acids. Gene Ontology annotation, molecular function: metal ion binding. The record is from RefSeq and is a predicted model, not a curated record.